UCUCCACAAUCCAAUUUUUUUUAAAAGUUUCAGCGUCCACGGCUUAGAGGGGGGUGGCGGUUGGGAGUGGGAGCCGACGGGAACUGAUCUUCUCAUUAAGCUGCUGUUGAUUUUCUGGAAAUCCGAGAAUGCAAAUUCGAAUUGGAGCAACAAAUUAAAAUUGAGCAUUUCGAGUGCGCCUGGUCUGUGCCCUGCUGGCUGUGCUCGGCUUGGCUCUCUCUCGCUCAUCUCCGUGGCUCGUUUUGCCAAGCGUAUCUGUCUUAAAGCAAUCAAAAUGGACUUUACGGCGGCAUUGCCGAUAUUUCCGGAAUGGGUGGAAUCUGCAGUCCACGUGCUAACCAACCUGCUGAUAAACCAUCCUCGGGCAGUGGUCAUGACCGGACUGGUCAUUUGCAUUGGUCAUAUCGUUUUCAAGAAAAUCAUCGAUCCACAACUCUACGACGACGAGCUGGAGAAGCAUUACGACUCAUUUUACUGGGAUGAUCCCGAGUUUUGCAAAGCCUACCUA
Gongylonema pulchrum is the source of this 508-nucleotide messenger RNA. The record is from the annotation of a GenBank genome assembly. Lineage: Eukaryota; Metazoa; Nematoda; Chromadorea; Rhabditida; Gongylonematidae.